CAUCUCGCCUGGGCCCUGGAGGGGGCGAGCGACCUGGAGCUCCGGCUCAAGACGUCCCGCGAGGUGCACGGGCUGCUCGAGGGGCACCUCGCCGACGCGCUGGACUGCUCGUGGGAGCCCGGGCGCCGCGAGGCGGAGGGCGCGACGGGCAGCGCGCGAAGCGUCCAGGCGGACCACCUGUUCUUCCAGGUCUUCCGGCGGGCCGCCC
This is a messenger RNA of Prorocentrum cordatum, 208 nucleotides long. The record is from the annotation of a GenBank genome assembly. Lineage: Eukaryota; Dinophyceae; Prorocentrales; Prorocentraceae.